Molecule: messenger RNA, 4361 nt
Organism: Dermacentor silvarum
Lineage: Eukaryota; Metazoa; Arthropoda; Arachnida; Ixodida; Ixodidae
Exons: 13
Coding region: 2382-3878 (498 amino acids)
Biological process (GO): transmembrane transport
Molecular function (GO): transmembrane transporter activity
Source: RefSeq, a predicted model, not a curated record
CGCAAGUAAACGUCGCGCAUUCUCACACUUCUGAGAGAGAGAGUGGGCUGAUGGACUCAGAAUGACAUAUUUGACGCUGAAAGAGACGCUCAGGCUGAGUAAGGUCUGCCAGGCUAAUCCCGCCUUUAGCAACAUCACCACCCCAAGUCCCGUUCCGACAAAUGCCAGCAAAUUUCUCCUUUGCGUGACUGGGUCUCGCACUUUCUCAAGUUAAACCUAUCUCUCGCUCUCUCUGUUGGCCUGUAAAGUUAUUACUAAAGCGUCGAAUACCUUGUGUGUCAACCAACAUUAUAGCUGUCAAACAAACGAGACAGAAGAAGCUGCACAAGGAGCAGUUCACGCUUUGUGCCAAAAUUAUUCACUUGCGCACAUUGAACAAAACGCUGUCUAUUAAAGGGGUCUUCCGCAGGUGCCCACCCCUUUCCCAUCGAUCUACUGCAGCCGUUUGAGUACAUGUAGCCUUUCUUCUCCGGUACCUUGUAAAAGGCUGUCAUGUUCGCGCUAAACCUAUGCACUUUUCCAACGUUUUCUGAUAAGUGCGAAAAGCUAUUCCGAAUCCGAAUACAUUUCUCAUUCUCUGUCUCUCGUCAGUGUAGCUAUAAAGAUUUGCGCGGUUCAAGCUAAUGCGAAUUUUUAGUAAUUCUAUCAUUAAAUCGAUCGGGGAGUAGAUUCGGCCUUGCUGGCGUGACAUUAUGUACUAAAACGUACUCAGGUACGUGGAAAAGAAAGUACUGUAAAUACAUUUUUGAACAUUCAUAGGACAAAAACGCGACAAUGGGCCCGGGGAACCCAGCACAAGCGCUCGAGUUGUGUCCUGCGAGACUCAGUGGUUUCGCGUAUAUGGAACGACCUCUACCACUGAACGUUUUCUGGGUUUUUCUGGCAUUUAACCCUAAGACACGAACUUCUAGUUAAACGCUUAAAAGGAAAUAAACUGCACUGACUUCGGAGGAUAGAACUCGCGUCUCUUGUUCAUCUCGGGAUUAUAAGUUCAACCAAGAGACAAAAAAAAAAAAUACGUGGUCUUCUCCCAAGGCAUAUUUCAUUCAGUUCUCCGAUUUUGCUAUGUUUAUUAUUCAUUCUUUUCGUCGGAAGAAGUAGAUGAAAAUUUUGGUGUCCUUGAGAUUUGCUGCAUUGAUUCGCUGAUAUAAGGCGCUCUUCUAAUAAGCAGGUGGUCGUGCGACCUAACCCUGGUAUACAGAGGACGGAGGUAGAGCAAGAAUUAGUGUUGGCUACAGGUCAACAAACGAGAUAUAUCCCUUGCCAUGAAACGUCCCCGAUUUCCCCGCCUGAGCCAGCUAAGACAAUAAUGCAGAAAUGUCUAUGACAUUUUCUGUGCACUUGAAGAACACCACGCAGCCAAAAUAUUCGAGAUCGCUAAAUAAUUUCCAGCCAACACACUUAUGUAGCCUUGUGACGCUAAGCUCCAUCAAUACAUCAAAAUACUCCAGUAACAUAUUUCUAGUUAUCAUCAGCACGUGGCGACGUUGUGCUCGUACAUACGUCGAAGCUCUCGUUUUAAAUAUUUCGCAUGGUGAUGUUUUCUGGGCGUUGAAAAUGCUGACGACCAGCCGAUGACUGCGGCUUCGUAUCUAGCUUGCGCAUUAUAAAUAUGGCAGCUGCUUUGAUAGAGGAGCACUGCUUUUAUUUUACGAUAUUUCUGCGAGGGAUAGUCAAAAAAGCAUCCUCUAUAGGAAGCAAAUUGGCUUUGCUGUGAAACCAGUUAGGUCUCAUGGAUAGCUGCAGCAUUUGUGUAAGAUAUACACAUGCUGCAGGACUCGCGAUUCCCCACCACCUUUGAAGAAGGUGUAAAUAGAAUCUUUUUAAGAAAAAUCAGCAUGAAUAAACAAGCGGAAACUCGUCAAUUGCGAACGCGCCGCGCCCUGCGUUAAUCUCUCACCCUGUCGGCGUAGUGAAAGUGCAGUAAUGGUUUUAUGGCAACACGGCGGCGCGAAGAUUAGGAGUCAUAAACAAGUGGAAGCGUGAUAACUUGACCGGGCUAUUGAAAGAAAUAAGCCUGUUGAUACGCCGACUCGGGUGGAGGAGGCAACGUCUCCAAAACUGAGCGACAAGUCUACGCGCCUGGAGUGGCGAUGACUUUCUUGUUUAAAUCGAUUUACAUCGUACUUUGCGCGUACGAGGUGAUUUGGAAUAGGUUGCCCUCUAACAAGCAAGCAGUUAUCAUCCCAACAGACUGGUUAACUGACUGAACCCGAGAGCCAUUCAGCGCGGACUGGCGUAUUACAGAAGCAUAGAAAAAACGCUUAUAAAAGCAAUGGUGGAGCGACAACGUCACGCCUGAGUCUGUUCGAAAGCUAGUAUAACUGUGAUCUUCACGGGACCCGGCCGACGAAGUGCGGAAGUCCUUGGAGUGGUGAAUAAUGAUAUCGACAGCUGCCGGCAUUACCGGGGAAGAGGAUGAAGAGGAGCGAGCGCCGUUACUGCGUGAGCAGUUUCCACGCUCCCGGCGAGCUACCUGCGGCUCGGAAAACGAACGAGAACGAGACAACGACGAAUCCGAGGACGCCCUUCUCCACUUCGUCAGACUCGAGCAAAGCACGAUAGGACGUCAGUUGAUGGCCACCUUCGUGCGCAUUAAGAAACAGUCGUGGUGCGUGCCGUACUUGAUCGGGAUGUUUUGGUUCUUUGCGCUCUUAGCCGUGUCGACCGCGUUCUUCGCUAAAGCGGCGUCUGAAAAAGGACUGCAGCCGUGGGAGGACGGACUGGUUUUUUCAGUGCGCAAAGUAGGCGGCCUGCUCGCACCAGCUGCAUCAUUAGCUGUGAUAUCCUACCUGUCCCCAAAAUGGGGUGUCGUCAUUAGCCAGACAGCGUUUGGAAUUCAAGGAAUCUUGUUUGGGCUAUCGAUUUUGCUGACAGACAAGGAUGUCUACCUCGGGGUCUCAAUUGUCGGGUUUGUCAUUGUGGAGUAUUCAUUGGUUUGCUCGGGCAUCUGCAUCGAGACAAUCCUUGCCUCAACCCUUCAAGAGAACGGAAACCUAUUUCUUAUAUCGGACAUAUCUGUGCCCUACUACGUCUUCGGUUUCGCAUUGCUGGUCUUCACACCUCUGGUCAUCAGAAGCAAGCACGAAACAAGAGAUAGCGAUCCUCAAUCUUUGACAAGCGACACUGACGAUAACCUCGAACCGAAUGAGCAAAGUGAACAGCGAAAGAGUCCCUGGAGCCUUCUUCUGAACCCUUUCUUCAUGGUCGACGUCUUCAGCCGAGCACUGUGUUGGGUUACCACAUCGUUCAACUACGCUACUCUGGAGCCACACAUAGCGGAGUUGCAGCAAUCGAACACAUGCAUCGGUGCCGUUUUCAUGAUCAACAACUUAGCUUCCUUCUUUGCAUACGCUGCAACGUGCUCAUCGUAUUCACGAAAGUAUGAAAAUCUCUGGAUUUUCAUUGGAUUUUUACACGUGGCGGCCUCGUACCUCAUCAUUGGACCAGCACCCUUCAUACAAGUGCAACCGAGCUUCGCUCUGAUAUGCACGUCACAAGCCCUAAGAGGAGUCGGGAUUGGUUUCAUCAUCGUCUGCGCCUGGAGUCACGCCAUGCGCAUCGCAGUCGAGGAAGCCAACCAUCCUGAUGACGUAAAAACGAGGAGCUUCGUCUGUAGCACCGUUGCGUUCUUCUCCAACGUAAUAACUAUUCCCCUAGCACCGCUUUCAGGUUUCCUGGUGUCCACAUUUGGCUACCGGGCCGCCUCCAUGUGGAUAUUCGGACUGAUCUCAGUAUGGGCUUCCGUAACUGGAUUCGUCUGGCUUCGAUGUGGAUGUCGGCAAGAAAGGAAGUCCAUUCCUCCAUCACCUAGUGACGAGCGGCCAUAUAACGAACUGCAGGGAUGCUUGUGCCUACCCAAUCAUCGAUUCAUCUGAACCACUCUAGAGUAUUAAAAACGUGACAAGACCCCACUGUGAUUUAAAGCUGUGUAGGAAGUGUGCCGUACAGUCAAAGCAGACUUGAUAAAUGGAAAAAGAAAUUAAUGCAAGAUCCAGAAAUCACAAACUGACCGGACUGAUUAACAGCCAAAAUAAGCAAAUGUUUAAGGGGAUGUUUAGCAGCCUUCGAAAUCGGCGAAGAUCACACAACAUUAAAAUAAACGCAAGUGCGUGAAGCUUACACGAAACACGGGCGCGUUUAGUUGCAUAACAUAUUGUAUUAGCUUCAUCGCUGUAAAAGUUCUCGGGAAAGCACAUCAUGUAACAUCGAAGACGAGUGUAAAUAAAACAUCUGACAUGCACGUUCACUGGGCAUUAAGUUGUCUUUGCGUGUUACACUAACAAAAGAAAAGAACUGUGUAUAUGUAACCAUGAAUAAAAAGACCGCUGCAUGAUUUUGCGGUGCUGUGUAUUGAUGUG